Silurus meridionalis is the source of this 3829-nucleotide messenger RNA. RefSeq names its product copine IVa (gene cpne4a). Lineage: Eukaryota; Metazoa; Chordata; Actinopteri; Siluriformes; Siluridae. The transcript has 16 exons. The record is from RefSeq and is a predicted model, not a curated record. Gene Ontology annotation, cellular component: plasma membrane. The coding region runs from base 306 to 1982 and encodes 558 amino acids. Gene Ontology annotation, molecular function: calcium-dependent phospholipid binding. Gene Ontology annotation, biological process: cellular response to calcium ion.
GUCCGGAGUGUCGGUGUAAAGCUCAGUGUCUCUACACAGGAGCAGAAACACCAGUCACUUUGUGUAGAAAACUCUGAGCAUCUUCCAGGCUUAUUUAUUCCUUUCAACGUCCUCCUCUUCAUCAUCUCAUCAUCAUCACCAUCAUCAUCACCAUCAUCACCUGCACAUCACCUGAGAUCAGGAUGGAGUUUUACCGCCUGCAGGGACGAAACGCUUGCACACUUCCCUCUCUCUAAUUUCUCCAUGAAAGCCUCAACUGCCAGGAUUUAUUUCUCCCAUGUUUAAGUGUGAGCACUAAACUCAAAAUGAGUGACAUCUACGAAUCAGCCGCAACCUCACUGGGGCUCUUUAACAGCCCCUGCCUGUCUAAAGUGGAACUGCGUGUGGCGUGUAAAGGAAUCUCGGACCGGGACGCUUUGUCCAAACCCGACCCCUGCAUCCUGCUCAAGAUGCAAUCGCAUGGCCAAUGGAUUGAGGUGGACAGGACCGAGGUGAUCCGGAGCUCCAUCAACCCCACGUUCUCCAAAGUGUUCACCCUGGACUACUACUUUGAGGAGGUGCAACGUCUCCGCUACGAGCUCUACGACAUCAGCAGCAGUCACAACGGCACCAAGGAGGCUGACUGUCUGGGGGCUAUGGAGUGUACGCUGGGACAGAUUGUGUCCCAGAGAAAGCUGUCUAAAGCUCUGCUGAAACACAGCAUCACAGUGGGCAAGUCCACCAUCAUAGUCACAGCAGAGGAACUGACAGGGAACGACGACUAUGUGGAGCUGUCGUUCAGUGCCAGGAAACUGGAUGAUAAGGACUUUUUCAGCAAAUCAGAUCCGUUUCUGGAAAUUUAUAGAGUCAACAUUGAUGGAACACAGCAGCUGGUGUACAGGACAGAGACUGUGAUGAACAACCUGAACCCGCUGUGGAAGACGUUUAAAACCUCGCUGAACUGCCUGUGCAGUGGAGAUCACGACCGGAUCCUGAAGUUGGUCUCUCCGCAGUGCUCUGUGUGGGACUGGGACUCAAACGGCAAACACGACUUCAUCGGGGAAUUUGAAGCCACUUUUAAAGAGAUGCGUGGAGCAAUCGAUGGCAAGCAGGUGCAGUGGGAGUGUAUAAACCCCAAAUAUAAACUCAAGAAGAAGAAUUACAGGAACUCUGGGAUUGUGAUUCUGAGUCAGUGUAAGAUUAUAAAGAUGCACUCAUUCCUUGACUACAUCAUGGGUGGAUGCCAGAUUCAGUUUACAGUGGCUAUUGAUUUCACGGCGUCUAACGGAGACCCGCGGAACAGCUGCUCUUUACACUACAUCCAUCCGUACCAGCCCAAUGAGUACCUGAAAGCACUGGUGGCUGUAGGAGAGAUCUGCCAGGACUACGACAGUGAUAAAAUGUUUCCUGCGUUUGGUUUUGGAGCUCGGAUUCCUCCUGACUUUAAGGUGUCACAUGACUUUGCUGUUAACUUUAAUGAGGAUAAUCCUGAAUGUGCAGGUAUACAGGGUGUAGUAGAAGCCUAUCAAAACUGCCUGCCUAAGAUCCAACUGUACGGUCCGACUAAUAUCGCCCCCAUCAUCCAGAAAGUGGCGCAGUCCGCCUCCGAGGAACUUCACGUCCGCCAGGCCAUGCAGUACUUCAUCCUUCUGAUCCUGACCGAUGGUGUGAUCACAGACAUGGCGGAUACGAGGGAUGCCAUCGUCCAUGCGUCUCACCUGCCCAUGUCCAUCAUCAUUGUGGGCGUGGGGAACGCAGACUUCACUGACAUGCAGAUGCUGGAUGGAGAUGAUGGGAUUCUGCGUUCGCCCAAAGGAGAACCGGUGCUCAGGGACAUCGUACAGUUUGUCCCCUUUCGCAACUUUAAACACGCGUCUCCUGCUGCACUCGCCAAAAGCGUUUUAGCCGAAGUGCCCAACCAGGUGGUGGAUUAUUACAACAGCAAGGGCAUCAAACCCAAAUGCCCCGGCGAGUUCGAGUCUUCCAGGACAUUUAGUCGCUAAACUGUGACCGCGAGCUGAUCAGGAUGCGAGUACGAUCAGCACGUCUCCGUCAGUCUGUCGCUCGUCUGUUUGCAUGCGUGGAUGGUUGUAGGCUAAAGCUAACGUGCCAGCACACGUGUCUGGGUAGGAGACGUGCAGAAUCUGCAUGUUUCUCCCUGUUAGAACUGAUCUGUUUUUUAUUCUAUGUCUAUAUUUAAAGCGAGAUUUUGCAGAAUUUCGUAAUGUUCUUACAUUGUAAAGCAUUCUGGAUGGAGAUCAUUGCGAAUGUUUAGCUCUCUGUGUUAGAUACCGAACGUCUGCACUUUCAGGUAAAAGAAUUCGUGGUUAUGUUGCACAUGAGGAAAUGCAUGAGUGUAUUUUGCAUGCUAAUAUGAAAAGUAAUAAAGCUAAAUUUCUUCAUGAUUGGGGAUGGGGAUUGUAAGUGAAGUCCGGGGCGUGUCCCAAACGCCAUAACCGUCAUAUGUUUAGCAAGCAAACCGGUAAAACGCUAAAGUAAUAACAGCAAUUUCAGACCACAAGACGUCACCGGUAUCGGAAACUAAUUGACGACAGAGUAUUGUGCUUUGUCCCAAAGCCAUGUGAUUGAUUAUUUCUCCAUAGCAGCACAUCUUCCAGUGUUCCAGUACCACAGCAAUUAGCAACUAAUCUCACUGGAGACUUGUUUAGUUAACGUCUAAAUACAGAAAACAUCUCAGCUUUACGUGAAGCGUCUGCCAUUUAGCUGUUACUAUAGGAACGCUAACGUAUUAUUACUGUUAUACAAAAUAAAUCAACACCUGACCAAUCAGAAUCUAGCAGUGAUGUGGUGUAAAGGCUUGACAGUCAGAUCAGCGCUCGUCAUUUAGGAGUUGAUUUAUUUUAUUGCUAAAUAUAAAUGUUUUAUUGGAGCUUAAAACAUAUCAAACGACUUCGCUACUUCACGUCCGACUUUUGUAGCUGCUAGUGCGCAUCACAGAGACUCCGCCCACCAGAAGAAUUGUAAUAACCUUAAACACUGUAAUCAUUUGUAUUUCUUGAUCGAAACAGAUUUCAUACAUUUUUAAAACAUACAAAACACAUCAAUCACGACGAACUCUUCUCUUUUUAUAGAAUGUAGCGAUUUGGCCAAGUCUUGCCGAGGAGAUGAAUAAGAUUAGCCUGAGUAUACGCUAAUCACACGCCACAGCCUUACAGUUUCACAGCUAGCGCAACCUCACAGAUCGAUUUCAGAACGGAAACGACAUUUAAACCCGACAGAAUGCACAAAAUAGAAACAUGGCGAGGUCAGAGUGCAGGAGUAAACUGUGUGUUAGCUGUGUUAGCUUUCAGAGCGUUUAGCUGGCUAGUGUUUGGGACGAGGCCUGUGUUUACACUCCUGAAAAAGCACAGAGUAACACUUUUCAUUCAGGUAGUUUAUUAGAGUUUGAUACUAAAGUGCUAUAAGCUGUGUGUGUGUGUGUGUGUGUGUGUGUGUGUGUGUGUGUGUGUGUGUGUGAGGAGUGUUUUCUAAAAGUUUGCAAUAAAACUGCAUGCAUGUGGUUGAACCUAACAGGCAUCAGUGUGUAAUCUGCAUUCUAAAGUGUUACCUACAAUAUAUAUAUAUAUAUAUAUAUAUAUAUAUAUAUAUAUAUAUAUAUGAAACGAUUAUUUAUUUAAUCUUAUUAUGAUGGAUUAUUGUAAAGUUUUAUUGUUUUUAUUCAUGGAUGUUUAUGAUUAUUUUCACAAUAUUUGCAUAUUUCAUGAUCUUGUACUAAAAACCAAUGAUGGUCAUUUGAACUGAACUGAAAAGUGCUGAAUGAAAUGAAAGGAUUGUGGUGUUAAAGGAGGUCCUGGAUGUGAUGCUUGUGGUUGAAAAUAAACACGUUUAA